UUGCAUCCUCCUUUUUCCUCGCGAAUUGCUGUACCCAGCGCUCGAAGUUGAUCCUCUGCUACCAUUGAUGGGAGGGGGCUGGUGAUCUUCUGCAUUGUGUGUGGGUGUUUCAUCUAGUAGAACGACGUCGUAUUUUCUGCUCAAUCGUUCAAGCCUGACCGGACCGGGCCGAAUCGCUAGAGAGAGUCGAGUCGUGUUAGUGAACAAACAAUCACCAUACAUGACAUCAAAAACCCGAAUCGGCACGGGCACAGCAUUUUCGCACUUUUCACCGAGUGGGUUGGAAGAAAGAACAUUUUCAUCACGCGCAUAGUGAAAAUUCGACGUAAGUCGGUUCGAGUCGCAAAAUUGGAAAGCUCGUCGUGGCGCGUCCGUGUCGCGGUUUAUACAGACAAGUGAGGGAAACAGUGGAUUUCUAUUUCAUUACAUUGGCAGUGAAAAAGGACGACGAAUCCAGCGGAAUUGGGAUUUGUGAAAGCCAGCUAACAUGACGAAGGAUAUGCCGGAUAAGGGUCAUGAGUUGAACACACUCUCGUUGGUACACCGUGUGUAUUACGCCUGUAAGGAUGGGUUCGCGAAGCUGCUUUUGGCCACGCUGAAGGAUAUCGAAAGUGCAAACGAUCGGAAGGCUAUCGUGGAUCAGGAAUUCUGCGAAGAUGAUCGCCAAGUGUACACCCCGCUGAUCGUGGCAGCGAUGAACGGUCACUACGAUGUAGUUCGCAUACUGCUAACUCAGGUGCGACCGGACCUCGAGAGGGAAGGCUGCGUCAAAUUCGAUGGCCAUCUGAUUGAGGGUGCCUCCGCGCUGUGGGUGGCAGCUGGGGCGGGUCACUUGAACAUUAUUAAACUUCUGGUAGAGCAUGGGUCGGACGUGAAUCAUCACACGAAAAAUCUGUCCACCCCGGUGAGGGCUGCCUGUUUCGAUGGAAGGCUGGACAUUAUCCGGUACCUGAUAGAUCACGGUGCGAAUAUCAACUUUGCCAAUGCGUAUAACAACACCUGCUUGAUGAUCGCCGCAUACAAGGGGCAUGCGGAUGUGGUGGAGUAUCUUUUGGAGAAUGGAGCGCUGCCAAACGAACAAGCCAAUUGUGGAGCCACCGCAUUGCAUUAUGCGGCUGAAUGUGGUCACACUGAUGUUUGUACGGCGCUGUUGAAUUUUGACGCUGUGUUGAAACGGAACGAAUAUGGAAUGACUCCGGUGAUUUGCGCUGGGGAGCGAUCCAGGGAAUCGGUGGUGCUAUUGUUUGUGAACAGACCAAACUUUUUGACACGUGAGGAACGAAUUGACGCCCUUGAACUGCUGGGAGCUUCAUUCGCUAAUGAUAAAGAUAACUACAGUUUGCCGAAGGCGUUUCACUAUCUGGUCUCGGCGAUGGAGUUGAGGUACGAAGACAGCGACAACGUUAUCCGAAAACCAUUACUUCCGCCCAUAGCCGCGUACGAGCAUUGGAUCGAGUGUCAAACGAUGCAGGAUUUACAGGCCAUCCGUUACAAUCACAACUCCCUGCACAUGGAAUCACUCACAAUUAGGGAACGCAUUCUGGGCCGCCAUUGUCCGGAAGUUGCUCUGGCGAUUGUGUUCCGUGGAGCUGUUUGUGCCGAUAAUGGGCGCUUCGAUCGUUGCGAGAGUUUGUGGCUUCAUGCAAUGCAUCUCAAGCAGCAGAACUCUCUCUCCAUCCAACGGGAUUUGCUCCGAUUCGCCCAGCUUUUCUCGCAGAUGAUCUUCAUUAACGUCCCGUUGAGGUUCGCCAACGUGAUCGAUGUGAUGACCGCUUGUAUAGAUGAGUUGGCUCGGAAUCAGGUGAAGCUGGCACACCCGGACCCGAAGGAUGUCCUGGAAGUGAUAGCGGAAGAAUACGAGCUCAACAUUGUGACGGUUUUGUACUUAAUCACCAUCAUCACGAAACUGGUUCGGCUGGAUAACAUUGAAAUUACGGAGGAUAAUCUCAGAGAAGUAUACCGGCUGGUGUAUAAACUUAACCGAAUGUCUGUUCGAUUGAGAGAUGACCAGACUCUGUUGCACUUAUCGGUGAAUGGUGUCACGCCGGUCGAUGAUUUUCACACGGAUGAUAUAUGCAGAUUUCCGUGCUUGGAAACGGUGAAAAUACUUCUGAACUGUGGUGCCUCGGUAGAUGUUGUAGAUGCCGACCGGAAUUCUCCCCUCCACACACUCUGUUCCACUCUACAAACUGCCGUCAUUCGGAUGUCGGAUAGCGACGUGAGAGGAGUGGUGAAGAAUCUAGUCGAAAUUUUCAUCGAUGCCGGUAUUCAUCUCGAUGCGGUCAAUAGCGACGGUCUGAAGGCUUCCCAAGUUUGUGUGCAAAACUCGAUGGGAACGUUCAUCAAAGCCUACGAAACACGUGAGAUCAAUCUGAAAUGUUUAGCCGCUCGCUGUAUAGCGCUGCAUCGUGUGCCUUACAAGGAUCUGAUUCCGCGACAGUUGGAGGGCUUUGUGCAGCUGCACUGCGCUGAGAAGUUCUGAGACGCCAUUGUCCCGACGAGAAAACGUUGUAAGUCUUCCAUUGGGAAACCAGGCAAUCGAGUGUUGAGAAGAUGGUUUGAGAUUCGUAUAAAAAUGCUCAAAGGGUGCUGUCCUAGACGAAGAAAGUAUGGAUUGAGUGAAGAUAUCGAAUGAAAUGUGAGGAAGGAAAUCAAUAUUUAUAUAAAUUUUACAACGUGACUAGAAUUGUGAUUUUAUUUUUUAUUAUUUUCGAGUCCGUCAAGCAAACUUGUCGGAACCUCGCAUGAUAGUUGUUUUUUACUUCUCAUUUCGAUUGAUCGCAUAUAAGUGUCAUCGAACGUGAUAAAACUGAGCCAUAAGAUUAUUUUCUUGCAAUUUUGCUGUAGUAAAAUUAAAAUAGAAAGCGAAACUAGAACA
Messenger RNA from Toxorhynchites rutilus septentrionalis, 2878 nucleotides. It is a transcript of the gene Fem-1, whose product is annotated as protein fem-1 homolog B. Bases 488 to 2482 code for a protein of 664 amino acids. The record is from RefSeq and is a predicted model, not a curated record. NCBI's taxonomy places the organism in Eukaryota, Metazoa, Arthropoda, Insecta, Diptera, Culicidae. Gene Ontology annotation, molecular function: protein binding. The transcript has 6 exons.